GCAACAAGAAAAAAAGGAUGCUUGGCUUUUAGCAUGUAGCUAAGUAGCUAACUGAAAGUUUUCCAGCUUUUCGGGGAUUUAAGCAGUCGAUAUUUGUGAAUUAAUCAAUAAUAAUCAUAUAAUGUUUUAUUUUAAAUCUAGAUAAGCGCACCAUGCCUUCGGUGGCGAAAUGAACCUCCGUUUUUUCCCUAUAUUUGUGGUUUUAUGUGCUCGUUUACUUCACGCAGCCACGGAGCUUGGGCUGACUUCAGCUGUGAGUAACACUCCGGCAAAUGUGGAGCCUCUCAACACAGGAACUCCAGCUCCGGCUGGAACCACGGAGUCCGUUACUGCGGGGCUGACGGAGGGAGUGUCCCGGUAUCCCACUCCAGACUCCACGGUGACGUCCACGAUCUCCGUGUCUGAGUCUGCAUCAGUGUUCACCGAGGCUCCAACUGCAACCACCGUCCAGACCACAACUCCGCCUUCACAGGGCUGUCUUUGUGAUCUGACGACGGAUUUCUGUGACAUUGGUUGCUGCUGUGACACCACAGAUUGUGGCGUUGCCAACUUGAGCUCCGUCUUCCGUGGAUGCCCACAAGCAGUCAUCCCAGGAGUCUGUAUUGAGAAAUGGCUCAUGUUCAAAGCCAAUGUGGAUUCUCGUCUCGUCACCGUGACCGACUCCUUGUUCUGUGUCCAAAAUGACACAGAUGUUCCUCCCAAGUCUCUCCCAGCAGUAACUGAACGUCCAGUUUUAGGAGACUCCUUCCACUUCUCAGCUCCAGGACAAACGUUCAUCAAGCAUGAAAGAGAUUUUUACCGGGUUGAUGAUGUAAUCCAGACGUAUUUCCUGAACUCUUCUGUACGAAGCGUCCUCCGUCAGCCUUCUGCGGGGACGGCGGUGGCUCUCUGCAUCAACCGCAACCCUGCAAAGUUUUUGAGGUCUGCCUCCUCUUCUUGCUCCCGUUUGGUGACUCCGGACUCGUGCUCCACAGAUCCGAAUCUCAGCUCCCGCUCGUACUUCUCAGACCUAAAUCUGAUCAAGAUUCCUGUAGCGGAGAGUGUGGUCCCGAUGCCAGAGAUUCUGAUCCCUGUAGUUCCACAGGCUGACUGGCCUGCACCGACCAAACAGAACAAUUCCUGUACAAAUGUGGUGAGAAAGGUGACGUUUGUCAUCGGCUACACAGGAAGCGGUGAAAUCGAGUAUGCAUCAGUGAGCGUGGACGUGGUGGAUGUGGGUCUGGAUCAGCUCUUCCUGCAGACCCACUCUGUUCAUUUCCAGCUGGCCACACCGAGCCCGACCUCCGGGAGGACGAAACCAGCUGUGGGACUUAAAGUUGGAUCUACUGUCAACGGUCGCUUUAAUGGAGUCGUCCAGUCUGUUACGUCUCUUGGGCUUUCAACAGACGGGGAGUGUUCCUCCGACCUCAGCGGAAGAAUGCCCGUCCUGUUCACUCACAACACCAUCAGUGGAUGCAAAUUCAUUUCCCCCGCAAAUAAUUGCUCCCAGCUGCGAUCACAAAUGUACCAGAUCCUUCAAGGAUCCGCUGCCCCUGAUGUGAUUGCUAUGAACUCCGGCUCCCAGCCGGACUGGACGAGGGUGGUUGUGCAGGAGUGUCCCGCCAGCUCAGAGGAAUCCUGUGAAUUGGGAUGUAUCCUCCCCAACUCUCUGUCUAUCCAAGUGCUGUGGGCUCGCCAGGGUCUCCUGGACCUCCCCCAGAACUACAUCCUGGGAGCUAAAUACAUGUUCCAGUGUCAAACUGUUAAGUGUCCCGUGUCAUCUCUCACCCUGACGACCAAAGUCACGUUCACUGAAACCACAGUCUACCCAGAAGCCCCGAGAGGGUUGCCUCAGCCUCACUGGAAGUUUCCGUUUGACUUUUUCGGCAGAGGCUCAGCUGAGCUGGAUGGACACUUUGUUAGUGGAGGAAGCAGCAGCUGGAAAGAAGUCAAGAGUUUAAUUCUAUUGACAGUCAUGCUGCUAACAGGACUCGGAUUUUACAGCAGGUAGCAGCAGAGGAUGACACGUUUAAUGAAGAUUAUCUACUGAAAAUGUUUCAUAAAAUGUACAACAAUUAAAUACAUAUAUUUUUUAAAACUAC
Messenger RNA from Oryzias melastigma (Indian medaka), 2081 nucleotides. Its product is annotated as tectonic-3. Gene Ontology annotation, biological process: smoothened signaling pathway; cilium assembly. Bases 170 to 1990 code for a protein of 606 amino acids. Lineage: Eukaryota; Metazoa; Chordata; Actinopteri; Beloniformes; Adrianichthyidae. The record is from RefSeq and is a predicted model, not a curated record. The transcript has 14 exons.